Molecule: messenger RNA, 879 nt
Organism: Pseudomassariella vexata
Lineage: Eukaryota; Fungi; Ascomycota; Sordariomycetes; Amphisphaeriales; Pseudomassariaceae
Exons: 2
Coding region: 262-453 (63 amino acids)
Source: RefSeq, a predicted model, not a curated record
AAGGGCGAAGAAGUCGAAUAUGUUGGCCGAGAACCGCCACCUUGCCACCAGCGAGGAGAAGCGACAUCUCGACAACCUAAACACGAAUAGAGUAGAGACUACAGCCAAGCGGCUGAGACGCACCGUCAAGUUCGUCAACAGGCUCAGAAAAACAUCAAUCCUGGCCAGAUCUUGACCGAAAUUGCCAACGGCAUCGAAGAUAGCGUGCGUCUCGUGGUUGGACAUGAUAGUCUCACUGAGGGUGAUACAAUCAAAGCUGGUAUGGAUUUCCCUGCUGGAUUGAACUUGGAUCAUAUCGCCGCCCACUUCAGCCCCAACGCUAGCAAUGAGACAAAUCUCCAGCUGAACAACGUCAUGAAGGUCGAUAUCGGUGUCCACGUCAAUGGAUGUAUCAUUGAUGGUGCAUUUACCAGGCUUUCGAUCCUAUGUACGAUAAUCUUCUGGCAGCCGUGAAAGAUGCCACCAACACAGGAGUGAAGAAUGCCGGCGUUGAUGUCCGUCGAGAGAAUUGGGCGGACUGAUCCAAGAGGCUAUGGAGAGUUACGAGUGCAAAAUCAACGGCGCUACCAUUGUACCACUAUGACUUGCGGGCCAGGCGGGAUGAUUGGCGAGGAGUGAUAGAGUUCGUCGUCUUGCUCUUCUUACUAGGAGUGGAAAGGGCUGUCUUAUAUUAGCUCUGCAUGUGCAAUUUAUCAAGAAGUAGGGACUCUCAAUCUUCUGCUUCUUAGAAGGCGUAUCCUCCUUCUGCUGAGCGGGAGCGGGGACCUGGACUCUCUGUACAUUAUUAGCGUACGCAGUAUAUACACAAGAAUCGUUACUUUACCUUAGCCGAGGCGGGAGUCUUAGGCAGCGCGGGCUAUAUUAGUUGUCAGCAUAUGC